AAUCCAAUUAUAUUGAGACACAGUGUUUAUUUUUCCUAUGCUUGACUCAGCAAUAAAAAAACAAUUUUUCAGGUUGAAGGAAAGAUCUAAAUCUUUACUGGCGAGCUUAUCAGUUUUAUGCGUCAGAGUCGCUGAAUGAUUAAUCACCACUUGGCUGCCAGAGGGCGUAAAAUGACGUCCACCCCUUUAGACACACACUGAACGCUACAAGUACUGAGAAUGAACUGCGGCUGAAUAUAAUCCAUCCAACAGGCAUUAUUUUGGCUUCAGUAGGUUUCUAGAUAAUUAAAGUAGUCAUUUAACUGAACCAAACUGUCAACAAUUACUUUCAAAUGUCUCGAAGUCCGCAAAUCGCCCUCAUAGUGAUGCAACGUAGGUGCUCAGCGAAAUGGCUGAGCGUUGAUGAGUACCAUCUCACCUGUCCCCAUUCAUGCUCUGGAUUCCCAUAUGACAGACCGACUGACUGACUGAGUUCAAUAUUUGCACAAAAAAGCACCCAAUAAGACAAAAAACACAGAAAAGGCAAGAUGUUUAUACUGACAUGUCUUUUAAAACAGAGAAAAAUCAGGAAGUGAUGCGUUCAAGACAUCAUAACACAAAUCUGUCAAUACAAAAGAAUAUUGGCAUUUUUGUAUCACUGAUGAAGAGUGUUAAAAUCUGCACUGGAGGAAAGUUACAGAGUACAUUAAUUGAAGUUUGUGACUGAAGUUUUACCUGAGUAUAUCUAUUUUAGAGGAUUUUAUACUUCACUACACUUCAGAGGCAAAUAUUGUACUUUUACUCCACUACAUUUAUUUAACAGGCUCUAGUUACUUUUCAGAUUCGGAUUUUACUUACAAAACAAAUGGAUUUGUUGGAACAGUUUGCUAAACUGUAACAAAAAUAGUGAAAAUCAAACACAAAACUUUAAUUGAAUCAAAUUUUGAGAACAAACCAGGUUGCUCUCCUCGUGUUUGGAAGAUAAACCCACUGAAUGAGAAUUGGGCUUCUGUAUUUACACACUUUCCACGUGAACCACUUUGUAAACAUGUGUGUGGUCUUUAUGUGUUUUUAAUGUUCAACCUGCACCCGUUGCAGAGUGCUCCCAGGUUUGCUGUGGAGCAGAUAGACGGUAUAUAAAAACAGGGCUGGUGGAAGGUGUGGUGAUGCAAACUGACUGACUGACUGACUGACUGUCUGACUGACUGACUGACCCAGUGGAGCUGAGCUGAUCCACAGGCUGCAGACUGAACCAUCAGUGACUGAGCCUGAGACCAACUGGAAGUCAUGUCAGCAGUGCUAACAGAUCACAGGUAGGUCAGCUAAAUUUUAAUCAGUGUUUUUGUAAAUUGCCCAAACUUACAACUUAUUAUCACUUUUUUGUUGAUUUAUUUUUGCUUUAAUCGUCAUUAUUUUACAUUGUGUGUUUCAUUUUGUGCCAUUUGGUAUAUUACGUUGUAGACCCUCUGAAUAUUAGCCUAUAAUUGGUUUAUACAUUGAAUUGUCAAAAUGUAUUAACAAAAAUCUGAAACUUUAUUCAACAAUUGCCAAAUCUGCAAAAUAGGCAUGAAUUGGUUUCAGUUAAGUAUAUUUUAUUUGUGCUGUUUGGUUUGAUUGGUCAUUAAAUAGUUUUUAAGAAAGGUUUUUCUUGAUCAGUCAAGCACUUUUCAUGCUUUCUUGAUUAUCUAAAACUGUAUUUUCACAUUAUGUUAUCUUUAUUUUACCCACAUUACUAAAAUACAUUUUUAGCUUCGGAUAUUUAUUAUGUUGAAUUUAUAAAAAAAAAAAAAAAAAAAGAUAAAACCUCACACGUGAUGACGGCAGCAGGAGUUCAUCUCAAACUCAUCUGUAAAUAAAACCAACAAAGGAAGGUGUCACUUCCUCUUUACAGUCACUUCAUAAUUCUUUAAACUUGUGAAAACAAAAUAAAAGUAGCAAUUCGUCAAAAAGGGAACCUUGAGAGAGUGCCUAAGCGCUCUGCCCUCUGGUGGGCACAGCAGACAGAGACAAUCUGCCUCUUUUAUGAUCUUUAACUGAGGCAGCAGCUGCCCUUCACAUUGUCCCCGUUGACACCUUUCACACGAAAGUUGUUGCAUCACGGCACGCUUCUGAGUGGUUGCUGGGAGAUGAUGUUUGGACAGAGGGGACAGCAAAGAUUUGGUUCCAGAGGAUUAUUAAAUUUCCUCUAUUGAGAGCGAGAUAGCAGUUAUUCAGUGGGACGUGUUAUUAAGUGCAGUCUUCUGAUCUGAUCAAACAGUCUGCUGCCGGGAGGCGAAGCAUGCUGCCAGAGCGCUUCAGCAUCACAGAGGACAGACGCACAGUGAUGGAGAGCCGGGUCGGAUGAGAUUUACUGAGUGUCUGAGAGUUCGUCCCUGGUGUCAGCAGCCGCCAUGUUGUGCAGCCGCCUGUUGCUUGCUGUGUACAUCGUCACCUUCCUGAUGGGGGUCCCCGCCAACAUCCUGGCGUUCAUCACCUUCUGCCGCAAGGUGCAUCACAAGGCCACCCCGAUAGACAUCCUCCUCCUCAACCUCACCAUCUCUGACCUCGUCUUCCUCGCCUUCCUGCCGUUUAAAAUGAAGGAGGCAUAUGAUGGUAUGGACUGGCUGCUGCCCUACCCGCUGUGUCCCUUCACUGGCUUUAUCUUCUACUUCACCAUCUACAACAGCACCCUGCUCCUCACUGCUGUGAGCGUGGAGCGCUACCUGGGCGUCGCCUUCCCGCUCAGGUAUUCCCUGUAUCGCAGACCUCGCUACGCCGUGAUUUCCAGCAUCAUGUUCUGGUUGGUUUCCUCGCUGAACCUCAGCUUCGUCUACAUCAUCCCCUACGCCCAGUGGAGCAAAGGCGAGUGGGCUGACAACAACAAUGGCAGCAUCACCAACAGCCCUGCCACUCCGCCACCUACCUGCUACCUGGAUUUCAGCGAGGACGAGCUGCAGAUCCUGGUGAAAGUCCGGCUGGAGCUCUUUAUCGUUCUCUUCUGCAUCCCCUUCCUGAUCUGCUGCUUUUGCUACGUCAACUUCAUCCUCAUCCUGUCGCGUCUUCCAAACAUCGGCAGGCGGCGGAGGCUGCGUGCCAUUGGUCUGGCCCUCGGCACGCUGAUAGUAUUCGCUGUCUGUUUUGGGCCCUACAACGCCUCCCACGUGGUGGGGUUUAUCCGCCAGGAGAGCGAGGAGUGGAGGAACGUGGCGCUGCUCUCCAGCACCUUCAACGCCUGCCUGGAUCCAUUCAUCUUCUACUUCUCCUCAGCGGCCGUCAGAAGCAUGCUGGACCACUGCUGCAGGAACCUCAGGGCGAAGCUGCACCUCCUGAGGUGUGGAGAGGCUCCUCACGACCCCCAGCAGAGACCCUGCAGGGCUCAGAUAUACGAGGAAGCUCCUCGUCCCUGAAACGUUCUGGAGAAGUUAUUGACUUGAAUGUGUUUUUCAGGGCGUGUGCUUGUUUUUUUUAUCUCAUGAGUUUCAGUAAGUCGGUACCCUUCGCGAUGCUUAUUGUCAGUUAUUUAUCUGCUGAUUCUGCUGGAGGAUCACUCCAAAUUAAAUAAAGAGCAACCAAAAAGACAAAACAAA
Messenger RNA from Acanthopagrus latus (yellowfin seabream), 3545 nucleotides. RefSeq names its product free fatty acid receptor 3-like. The transcript has 2 exons. Lineage: Eukaryota; Metazoa; Chordata; Actinopteri; Spariformes; Sparidae. Gene Ontology annotation, molecular function: G protein-coupled receptor activity. The record is from RefSeq and is a predicted model, not a curated record. The coding region runs from base 2370 to 3365 and encodes 331 amino acids. Gene Ontology annotation, cellular component: plasma membrane. Gene Ontology annotation, biological process: cellular response to fatty acid; G protein-coupled receptor signaling pathway.